This is a messenger RNA of Panonychus citri (citrus red mite), 2169 nucleotides long. RefSeq names its product nudC domain-containing protein 1-like. Bases 123 to 1982 code for a protein of 619 amino acids. Lineage: Eukaryota; Metazoa; Arthropoda; Arachnida; Trombidiformes; Tetranychidae. The transcript is spliced from 2 exons. The record is from RefSeq and is a predicted model, not a curated record.
AAAAUUUAAAUUAGAAACAAUUUCUACUCGGUUGCCUUGGUAACUAGAUUUUUCUGUUUGAAUUUAGUAAACAAACUUUGUUUAACAAAGUUAACUGUUAAUGUUUCCAUCUAAUCAUCAUCAUGACAGAAACAAUUAAAUUAGAUGUUAACAGGGCUUUAAUUGACCCAAAAUUUGAGACUUACUAUUUAGCUAAUCAAGAGGUUAAUCAACAAUCUAUUGAUUUGCCAAAUUCUGCCAGUGAAUUUACUUUACCCGAUAAACAACUUUACAGUUUCCUCCAUUUUUCCGCUUUUUCAAAUGAUUUCAAUUGUUUGUUCACUGAUCCUUUUAAUGGUCUACAAUCAGAGUGUUAUUAUGUUGACAAUCAACUUAAUGUCUUAAGUGUUGAAAUUGAUCAAUCGAGUAAUUUGAUUAAUCCACCGGUUUGUGUAUUCAAAGUACCAACCAACAAUUACCAAGCCAAUGAAUGUAUGGUAACAUUAUCAUUCCCAUCUGAAGAGUUUGUUUUGAUUCUGGUUUCUACAUGCUCAACUGUUGGUCAAGCUGAUGGACAUUUAUCCUUGUUGAUUGUUUCCACUGGCCACCGACAAAUACAGGCUCACAAUUGGACUGUUGUUAAAACAAUCAAUUUGUCCCAUGAAGCUUCAUUUGGAUUAUGCUGGAAGAAUGGAGAUCAAUUAGCCAAACAAUUAACUUGUCCUGCUAAAUUAAUUGACAGUAAUUUCCAUUCAAGAGAUGAUUCAGAUAAAUUGAAAGUGAUUAUCCUUACAGUUGAAAAAAAUGAUCAAGAAAAAUUUGAAUGUCGAUUGAAUUGUUUACAUUUAGCUAAUCAAAAGAUGGACACAAAUGGAUCAUCAAACUGGACAAUUGAGAGAUUUCAACAAUUAACUGGACCAUCUUACCCAUCAUAUAUCGGUGUUGAUACUGAUAAAAAUGGAGUAUUGUUCAUGACAAUUGUAUCUCCAAAUCCAUUCCGAUUAACAUUUGACUCUCUUGAUAAACCAGCAGCAAAUUGUGAUGGUCAAGAUGAGAUGGACAAAGACGAUGAGAGAGAAAAUAUUUAUUUCUAUUUUCAGGAUGAAAAAGAGUUAACAGUUAAUUUCAAAUUUCCUCUGGAUAUUCAAGUGAAACACAUAGAAGUUACUUUGGGAAUCGAUGAGAUUGAAAUUCGAGUAAAAGGAGAAACAGUCUUUAAGGAAACUCUUUGGGCACAAAUCGACAAAGAAUUAAGUUGCUGGAAAUAUGAAAGAUUGAGGAAAGAUGACAUUCCCAUUAUCGAAAUAUAUCUAAUCAAAAAGAAUAAGAAUCAAAUUUGGGAUCAGCUGUUUAAAGGAAAAGAACAAGGAUCUCAUUUACCAAUUGAAAGUGAACAAUUAAGAACGUUAGAAGGGUUGAAUUCAUUGAUUGUUCGCUACUCUGAGAUAAAUGAAUCAAGUGAUAUUCCUUCAAUGUUUGGUAAUGAACAAUGUGAUGAAGUUGCUGAAGAUUUAACUCUUUACCGUAUUAAUUGUCAUCGACAUAUUAUCACUCAUCAAUCUUAUCUUACUGGACAUCAAUGGUUAUUUAGUCGUAAACUGGACAAUCGUUUAUUACCCUGUUUCUCACUGAGACAUGAUGUUGAUGCUUGUAUUUGGCAGCCAAAGGUUAAAGGAUCUCGAUUUCAUAUUGAACAUAUCGCUACAUUUUCAGCCUUGGGUUAUGUUCAAGCUUCCAAGGAAUCGAAAAGAUUUUUUAACUGUUCACUUGAUUUUGAUUAUUCUUUCAUUGUUGAUUCAACUAAUCAUGUCUAUAUUUACAAACAACCGGCUCCUUCCGAUGGAGUUGUUAACCGAAAGAAAGGUGUCAGGCCUAAAAUCGCCAAACAAAAGGUCAUUAAUCUUGGACGCGAGUUAAUUCAAGUUCUAGGCUCAGUUGCAUUCAAAGAUCUUCUAUUGAUUAUUAGUCCCAAAAAGUUAAUUUCAAUCAAAAUCGAUUUCUGAUUUUACAAUUGUAAUAAAGUUUUUCCUUCACACUUCAAUGUACAGGGCGAUUACGUUAUAUUAACAAUAUUUGUUUCAUAAAAGGCUUGCGAACUGAGAGUCAUUGACAAGAAUAGUUUAUAUUGUUGGACUUGUCAUAUUAUGGGAAUUGUGUACAAUUGAUAAAAAGAACACAAAGUAAACAUGA